ACAAGAGAGAGAGAGGAGAGGAAGGGAGAAACAAAAUGUGUUCACGGGAGGGAACAUGACAAAAACACAACUCUUCUACGUCUCUCACCCACAUUCAGACAGACCACAAAUGGCUGUUUGAUGAUGUAUGAAGUCUAUAAAUCGGCGCACUGGCAUGCAUUGAUUUCAGGUCUAUCAGAGAAGGAAGAACAGCAGCACCGCCGGCAUCAGUAGCCAUCACCGGCAUCAUUAGCCAUGACGGGGUGCUGCGGGUUUAAUGUUGUCAUCAUGGUAAUGGUUUCAUCACUCUCCCUGUCUUCUCUGCUGCAUAGAGUUCAGGGACUUAACCUCGGCUUUCAGGACUCUGCUCUGCAAGUUUAUUCAAAUGCACAUACAGGUUGUAGCAGGACGUGCCACUCAGAGUUCUGCUCUGUACCACCAUUCUUGAGAUAUGGCAAGUAUUGCGGGAUUAUGUACACUGGCUGUGCUGGAGAGCGACCAUGUGAUAGCCUAGAUGCCUGCUGUCAGAAGCAUGACGCUUGCGUUGAGGCUAAGAACAAUUACCUUGAUCUGGAGUGCAAUGAGGAAUUGCUGCAAUGUGUUGCAACGGCUCGCGACUCUGGAGCAGAAGCCUUCAGGGGAAGCACAUGUCUUCUAGCCGAAGUUGCUGAUGUUAUCUCUGCAGUCAUUCAAGCAGCACUGAUAGCCGGAGGCGUAAUACAUCAUUAGUAUUACAUUACGGAUGACUUAAAUUAGUUUUACAUCAAACUAUCAAAUGUACGUGAGCAUUACCACUUAGGCCAAGGACAGGCUGCGCUUAGUGUAGUCUCAAUUCCUUAAUGACAAUUGUGGAAGAAUCUUCCUUCUAAUGACGUUCUCAAUUUAAAAAAGGAUGCGUUUCAGCGAACGAAAUAAUGGUGUUUGUGUUCA
Molecule: messenger RNA, 909 nt
Organism: Nymphaea colorata (pocket water lily)
Lineage: Eukaryota; Viridiplantae; Streptophyta; Magnoliopsida; Nymphaeales; Nymphaeaceae
Product: phospholipase A2 homolog 3-like
Exons: 4
Coding region: 235-708 (157 amino acids)
Biological process (GO): lipid catabolic process; arachidonate secretion; phospholipid metabolic process
Molecular function (GO): A2-type glycerophospholipase activity; calcium ion binding
Source: RefSeq, a predicted model, not a curated record